Messenger RNA from Rotaria sp. Silwood2, 987 nucleotides. Lineage: Eukaryota; Metazoa; Rotifera; Eurotatoria; Philodinida; Philodinidae. The record is from the annotation of a GenBank genome assembly.
AUGACAAGUAACAAGGUUCCAAGAGUUAUUUUGGGCUGUGCAACAAUGGGUCCUCCAGGGACAAAUAUUGCAAGAGUGACCACGGUAGACGGAACAAAAGCAAUGUUCAAGGCUUUACAGUCAUAUGGCUAUUCUGAACUCGAUACUGCUCGAACAUACAAUGAUGGCAAGCAAGAAGCUUUUACUCGAGAGACGGGUGUGCUCAACGAAGGAUUCACCGUAGCCACAAAAGUGUAUCCCGUGGAAGCGGGUAUGCAUAAACCAGAGAGGCUACGCCAGACAUUCGAGACAAGUCUCAGUGAACUGGGACAACAGUCCGUCGAAAUCUUCUACCUUCAUGCACCUGAUCGAAGUGUCCCAUAUGAAGAGACCCUUGAGGAAAUCAAUAAACUGCACAAAGAAGGUAAAUUUAAGACGUUCGGAUUGAGUAACUAUGCUGCUUGGGAGGUGGCACAAAUAACGCAAAUCUGCAUUUUCAACCAAUGGGUCCGUCCAAGAGUAUAUCAGGGUAUGUACAAUGCUCUUACGCGUGCCUUAGAAGAAGAACUUGUGCCCUGUUGUCGGCACUACGGAAUCGACAUUAUCGCCUACAAUCCCCUAGCUGGUGGCAUACUUUCCGGACGAUACAGAUCGUCGUCCGAAAUUCCUAAAGAAGGUCGCUUCUCCAAUGCCGAAGGAAACACAGCAGGACAACUAUACCGUGAUCGAUACUUUAAUGAUGUUUAUCUCGAUGCCAUUAAUAAUCUUAUACCGGUGAUAGAAAACUAUGGUCUAACUAUUACUGAGACGGCGUUUCGAUGGCUUGUUCAUCACUCAAAAUUGCGUCCUUUCGAUGGUGACGGGAUCAUUAUUGGAGCGAGUAGUGUUGAACAAUUGGAAUCAAAUUUAAAGGACUUACAAAAAGGACUACUACCGGAUGAUGUCGUUCAAGCAUUGGAUGAAGCAUGGCACAGCACUCGAGCCGUUGCAAAGACAUAUUGGAGAUAG